GGCGGGGCCGUCCAGGUGAGGCGCGCAUGGGGGGCUCGGACAGGUGAGGCGCGGCGGCCCCCGUCACCCGAGAAACGCCCCCUCGGCUGCUGUCGGCCGCUCUUUCAGCACUUCCUCCCGCGCCACGGGCUACUGGGUGCUUGGGGUGACCCUCACGCGGCCGCCUGCGGGCCCUGGAGAGCUGCUGGGUUUGUCCCCAUUUUAUGGAUGAAAACCCGAGGCCUUCUCCAGCCUUGUGUUGGAAAGGAGGAGAAUACUUCCUCGGAUUGUCAAAAGGAUUAGAAAAACAUGGAACCUACUUGGCAGGCCUCAGAACAUGGCUGCCGUUCCCUGGAGGAGCCUUUCGGAGCCCCUGCUGUGAGCCAGGUGCCAGGUCAGAAACAACAGCGAUGGCAACAAAUGAUAAUAGCUUCGCGGCAUUGGAAUUGACCAGGCUGCGUCCCGCUGGGCACCACCCGGUGACCCCCGACGACCGCACACCCUCCCGGACCUCGGCCCCCGCAGAGACAGCAGCCCCCAGCUCUUGGGGGUCCAGCAGGUGGGGGGCACUGGCAGCCCUUGCUCGGAGCUCGUGGGAGCCCCAGACACACCGCAGCCCCCCUGGCCCCUUCAGACCCGGGUGGGUGGGCCAACCCACAGGGAGGACCCACCAGCCUCUCCUCCAUCGGGGGGCCCAGGCUCCUCAGGCCAGCAGGGAAGUAGAGUGGGGAGCCCGGGAGCAGACCCCUGGCGGCACCAGGCCUGCCUGGGGGGUCCCCGGCUCAAGGCAACCACGAGCCCCCAACCCCCAGGGUCCCAGAGCUUGA
This is a messenger RNA of Choloepus didactylus (southern two-toed sloth), 806 nucleotides long. RefSeq lists its product as uncharacterized. Bases 204 to 806 code for a protein of 200 amino acids. The transcript is spliced from 3 exons. NCBI's taxonomy places the organism in Eukaryota, Metazoa, Chordata, Mammalia, Pilosa, Megalonychidae. The record is from RefSeq and is a predicted model, not a curated record.